Gasterosteus aculeatus aculeatus (three-spined stickleback) is the source of this 5879-nucleotide messenger RNA. Lineage: Eukaryota; Metazoa; Chordata; Actinopteri; Perciformes; Gasterosteidae. The record is from RefSeq and is a predicted model, not a curated record.
AUAAUCUAAAAAUACUUUUUUGAUGUAAAUGUUUUCAUCUCAUCAUAAAGACUCAAUCUUUCUUUCUCCAUCACAUCGGCGGAAAUGAGUUUUCACGUCUGGCAACCCGGACCAGCGGCUGAGGUUUCGCGGCUGGUUAGCCGGCUGAUCGCUGUAGACGGCUCCUGGCAGUCCGCUGUGGGUGUUUCUUCACCGCCAUGCUGAAGCCUGGAUGACCCGAGGAACUAAUAACAGGACCCGACCUGAGGCUGCUUAUGGCUCUGUACGACGAGAACAUCCUCAAGAACCCGUUCUACUCGGCGCUGGAGAAGCAGAGACCGGACCUCUGCAGCCGCGUGGCAGAACUCCACGGCAUCGUCCUUGUGCCUCGUUGUGGGAGUUUGACCGCCAGCAGCUUCUCGGACUCCCGAUUCGACAGCUAUGUCCUGCAGCCGGCGGGGGACGGGUACCGGACUGUGGACGGAAAGGAGGUCACGAUCCAGGACCGGCAGGUCCUGCUGGGCUCCGGCUUCCCGGCUCCCUCUUCAGUCCCCAUCCUGUUCGAAGAGACCUUCUACAACGACCGGGAGCAGAGCUACAGCAUCCUGUGCAUCUCCAGGCCUGUGGAGGCGGAGCCGAGCGAGGACCAGCUCGGGCCGCCGCCCCCUUACUGCCUGAGGAGCCUGGAGGACGUCCGUGAUUUCCUGGGACGCCACGGACAGAAGCUGGACAGAUUCAUCCAGGGCUUCUGUCAGGCCUUCAGGGAGCAGGAGAGGAAGGGACUCCGACACCACAUCGACUCGGUCAACGGUCUGUACACUAAAUGUCUCCAGUGUCUGCUGAGGGACUCUCGUCUGAAACUUCUGGCGAAGCAGGAAGUCCAGAUGAGUCUUCUCAAGCAGGCGGUGGAGAUGUAUGUUCAUCAUGGCAUCCAUGAUUUAAUUUUUAACUUUGUGGGAACGCUGGAAGCCAAUCAGGACGCCGCCUUCAACAAAACCAACAGGAGUCUUCAGGAGCUGCAGCAGAACGAGCUGGGAGUGAAGCCCGAGUUCAGUUUAAACUUGUCUCGAGCAAAGAGGGAGCUGAGUAAGCUCAACCAGCAGACCUCCCCCCUCCUCAAGCUGCUCUGCCUGCGCAGAGUCGCCCUGACCGCCACCCAGACCCCCCGGGGCACAGUCAGCAUAGAGGCCGUGUGUGCAGACGACCUGCUCUCCGUCAUCCUCUAUCUGCUGGUGAAGACGGAAAUCCCCAACUGGAUGGCCAACCUGAGCUACAUCAGGAACUUCUGCUUCAGCCUCUCCAGCAAAGACGAGCUCAGCUACUGCCUGAGCACCUUCGAGGCCGCGCUGGAGUACAUCAGCCUGGGGAAGCUGCAGGACACGCGCUCCGGCUCCGGGGAGCUGAACGACAAGGCGCUGUUCAAAGAGAGGAUGAGUCUGCUGUGUCAGAGCGCUGCCACGCCCAUCCACCGCCUGUUUGAGCACAUCGCCAAUGGAAACGAGGAGGAGGUGCAACGUCUGCUGAGUGAAGGAGAGCGCAUCGAGGACGUCACAAUGUGUCAUCCCCUCUGCUCAUGUGACCUCUGUGACCUCCAGCUGUCAGGGCGGUUGAACGACCCGUCCAUCGUCACGCCGUUCUCCCGAGACGACCGCGGUUACACCCCGCUGCACGCCGCUGCCAUCUGUGGCCAGACCCAGCUGAUCGACUUGCUGGUGUGUAAAGGAGCGCUGGUCAACGCCACGGACUACCACGCCCUCACGCCGCUGCACCUGGCCUGCCAGAGGGGAUACCAGGGAGUCACGCUGCUGCUGCUGCACUACAAGGCCGACACGGACGCUCAGGACAACAGCGGGAACACGCCGCUGCACCUGGCCUGCAUGCACGGGCACGAGGACUGCGUGAAGGCGCUGGUGUACUACGACGUACAAACGUGCCGCCUGGACCUGCAGAACGACAAAGGCGACGCGGCGCUGCACAUGGCGUCCCGCUGGGGCUACGAGGGGAUCAUCCAGGUGCUGCUGGAGAACGGGGCGAGCACCCACGUCCUCAACAAGAGCAAGGACUCGCCGCUGCGCUGCGCGCUCAACUCCAAGAUCCUCGGCCUGUUGCAGUCUGCUCAGAACGGCUGCCAGCGCAGAGAAGUCGAUUCCCCCAGCCGAUCCCCUCUGGCCUCCGACUGCAGCAGCCGCCGCUCCUCCGUCUCCAGCACCUCCUCCCGGGAGCCUGAGGUCAAACCGGAGGUCGAACGGGUCCGACACAGAGAGGUGGAGAAGCUGCUGCGGGCCGUUGCAGACGGCGACGUGGAGAUGGUGCGUUACCUGUUGGAGUGGAUGGAGGAGGAGGAAGAGGAGGAGGAGGAACAGCGGGGAGGAGGGGGGGCGCUUCAGUCUGAGGCCUCGCUGUGCCACCCGCUGUGUCAGUGUCCGACCUGCGCCCCCACUCAGAAGCUCUCCGUCCUGCAUGCCGGGGCCCUCGGGGUCAACAGCUGCAACGGCGGCGGCUUUACGCCGCUGCACGUCGCCGCACUGCACGGCCACUGCCCGCUCGCCGCUCUGCUGAUCCGCCACGGAGCCAACGUCAACGCCCGCACCAACCACAGCGCCACGCCGCUACACCUGGCCAGCCAGAACAGCCACGUCCAGGUGGUGAGAUUUCUGCUUGAGUGCAACGCCAAACUGAACAAGAAGGAUCACUAUGGCAACACGCCGCUGAUACAGGCCUGCCUAUGCGGGAGCCCCGAGACGGCCAGCACGCUGCUGCAGAGCGACGCGCUGGUGAACGCGGCAAACCGCCAGGGCAACACGGCUCUGCACGAGGCGGUGCGCGGCGGCCACCAGGAGCUGGUGGAGCUGCUACUGAGGGGCGGGGCUUCGGCCGGCCUCAGGAACAAGAGGCAGAGGACGCCGCUGGACUGCGCCUACGAGCUGGGCGGCAAGAACACGGAGAUCCUGAGAGCUCUGCAGAAAGCGUCAGGACUCUCCCCCGACGCCGAACCAAUCAAACUCCUGUCUGUGCCCAAAGGAGCUCUGGCUCAUUCGUUCGUGCAGCGUCUGAAGCUGCAGGAUCACAACCACGGCCGCAGACAGAAGCUGGCCCAGCCCAUCAGCAGGGUCCAGCAGAUGAGGAAGGGCUCCCCCAGUCCUCCCUCCAGGUGUUCAACCAACACCAGCCAGGGGGACCCCGACAGGCGGCGGUUGAGGCGCGGGGAGACGGUGGAGGUCAGCAGCCCCUCUACGAGCAUGGAGGCGGGGCCCCGGCUGAGAGAGCGGCCCCUGGGACGCUGCCACACCCUGGACCCAGGAGGAUGGACCCCAGAGCCCGCACCCACCGGACACGCCCACACGGCGGAGGCGUGCACUAAAACGUACGGCGACUCGCACACGACCUCGGCCCCUUCGCCGGGGUCACCGGGUAAACAUACUCACGCUGGCGUCGAGGCCCAGCAGGAGGAGAGCAGCGAGGACGCGGGCUCAAAUCCCACUGACCUCGACCCUGUCGAGGGAAGCGAUCGGAGAGAACGCGACCAAACGUCGGAGAGGCGCGCGGGGAGUCCGGUCGUAGAGGUGUCGUGAGAGGGAGUCGGGUGGGGGUCAGUUCUUGGUUCCCCUCGAUGAGAAAGAAGGAAAGCUCACAGUUUGAGGUCAGCUGAGACAACUCUUCAUGUCUCUUUGCUGAAUAUGAACUAAACGGUUCUUUUAACUCGACAGAAACAACGAGAGGAAAAGACUCUGUUCACAAUAAAACACUUUUUCACCCCCCACCUCACCGGGACCUUUCUAGCGGAGAUGGGAUCGAUGGUAUCAGAAAGGCGUCUGGUGCUGGAUCGGGUAACCACCACAUUGCGUUAUCGCAUAAUUGAUCAGCGCGUGUCAUCGAACGUUUGACGUUACGACGUGAACGACGAGCUAGGUAGCGUGGGCUAGGUAGCGUGGGCUAGGUAGCGGCACAGUCCGGAUCAGCUACGCAGCAAUGCUAACAGUUAACGCUAACGGAGGUUGUGAUUUGUUUAAAUUUACUCUUUACUUUUAAAAAGCUGUGUUAUUUUGGUGAAGAAGUUAUGACCUUUUAACUUCCCAAAACUAGAUCUAAGCAGGUUAUCAUCUUGUCUCAUAAGAAUAAUUAUUAUUAUUUAUAACUAAAACUGACCGAUUGGAUUGAUAUCACUUAAAUCCAUGAGACGGAUUAAACCAACAGUUGAGAGAGAAGGUCUUUAGUAGAUUUUGGCUGUAUUGACCCUUCUUAAAGUCGCAAUGAAAUGAUAGAAUGUAUUCUGCACAGUUUGUCAGCUUAUAACAUUUCAAAAAGACAUUUCGGGAGUAGAGGGGGGUGUCUGCUUUUAAGACAAUGUGAAAAACCAUAAAAAACGAAUGUUAAUUUAAGGUCCGUCUUGAUUUCGAGUGUCAUUGUAUAAUUUAUUUUGAAGCCGUAUCUUAUUCAUUUAAUUUUUCUUACUGUAACGUUGAAUCAAACCGACUGACUUUUAUUUGAAUACCAUCAGCGCAAAUGUUAACUGUCGAUUCUCUCCUCAAGCCACCAGACUCCAGAAAACCGAGAUUCCAGCUCCGAGAAGACGGUAGUUUGAGUCAUUAUGCGACUUAACCUUUUUAAAACACCAAAGUCACACAACAACACCAUAACAGUAACACAAAUACACAAUCACACAACCAGCAGCUCCGCUGUUCUGAGAAGUUAAAUUACUGCUUCAAAGGACUCUGGUAAAUAUGCCUUUUUUAAAAGUGAACCCCAUUUUAUAUUUUGUGCUAGUUUUAGCAACAAAUGUAUGAAAUUGUGUAAAAUAUUAUUUCAUUGUGACUUUACAUGCUGUUUGGUACAUUAACAGAGUCUUUUCUUAAACUCUUCUUCCCCCUCUUCUUCUCUUGAGUUUGAAGCACUUUCUUCUAGCCCUCUCAAAACGAAAGAAGGAAUGCCGGUAGUUUUGUUUUGAAGGAUCCGGCGGGUCUCCAGGCAGCAUUAGAAAAACCUUUUAUUUCACUUAGUUUCAGGUCGUUCUGCUCCAUAAUGUUUUUAAUCCCGUGAAUGACAAAUCUUGCAUUUGACAUCCGUGCCAAAGGUUUUCAUUAUCACACCAACGUAGUUCAAAUUAAAUCUUAAAGUUGUUACGUUCAGGAGCAGGUUUAUUAAACUGUUCUUUAUUCAUUUAAUUAGGAACGAGGUUGAAUUCGAUCAAAAAUCAAUUUGAAAUUUUCUUGUUUGCGUCAAAUAAAAAUAUUUUUUAGCUCAUUGUUUCCAAACUUUUUUUAUUUUUUAUUUAUAUAUAUAAUAUAUAUAUAUAUAUAUAUUUUCUAUGUUUUCACAACAGUGCACUCGUCUUGAUAAAUAUUAUGCCACAGGGUUUUUUCCUCAUCGUAUAAAUUGAGCAAUAUUAAAUUACUAUUCUCUAUCAGAAUGAAGAAAUCAGCAGUGAGCAAGUUUCACGUCUUUGCAAGUUUUUGCAAAUUUUUCACAACAAACUCGAGAUUUUAAACUUAGGAGAUAUAAAAUAUGCAAAACCACCAGUUUGGUUCCUUUAAACAUUACGAGAUUUUAGUCACAUUUAGCGUUUCUGUUACUUCAUGUCACAUGUUCCCCUCACACCGUUCACUUGUUUACUGCGAACGUUCAGGUCGCUGCUCACCUCUUCACGUUAAACUUCUUUGGUUUCUUUCCUCCGCCGAUGUUUGUCGAUAGUUUUUGUUUUUUUUGUCAAGGAAACCAGUUGCGAGCUAUCAGCUUUUGGUUUCCAGUGUUACAUUUCUAGAUGAAAGGAUGUCAAAACGUAAUCUGAAGUCAAGUCUUAAUUAUUUUUGUAGCACUGAUUUUAGUUUUUGAUGUCUUAAAUAUAAUGUGAAUGUGCCUUAUUUAUCUGCCAACCAGUAAUAAACGUAAUGAGAUGAAGUGUU